This is a messenger RNA of Entelurus aequoreus (snake pipefish), 1337 nucleotides long. RefSeq names its product myc target 1a (gene myct1a). The record is from RefSeq and is a predicted model, not a curated record. Bases 501 to 1088 code for a protein of 195 amino acids. NCBI's taxonomy places the organism in Eukaryota, Metazoa, Chordata, Actinopteri, Syngnathiformes, Syngnathidae. The transcript is spliced from 2 exons. Gene Ontology annotation, cellular component: nucleoplasm.
ACAAAAAAAACUGCUAAUGUCCAAAACUCAGGCACUCCAUUACUAACUACAGCGCCAUAGUUUUGGUAUUUUAGUUAAUAUCUAAUGUUGACUCGUUUACUUUUACACUGUUAACGUUGUAUCAACCCAGAGGAAACGAUGAUAGAGGAAGUGAGUAAAGUAAACCCUACUUCUCCCCAACGCCAUCAUCUCUGUCCUGCAUAGAUAAGCCCCUCCUAGAGCUCAUUUAAAGCAGGAAACGUGACAGUUGAGUUUUUCCGCUUCCAUAAACAAGACAAGCCAACAGAGUUUAGCAAACAGUCCACCAGCACCUCUGGGACAGUUCUCGAGGAGGGACACACAGGGAGAGAGAGAGAGAGUGAGGGGAGGAGAGUCUGAGAAGAAAGGGAGAGAACAGGAAAGAAAGUCUGCAGAAAGACAGGGAAAUCCAUUAGAUAUAAAAAACGAGGGUAAAAGUCGGGGGGGGAAAGAAGUUCUCUGAUGACACUGCAGGAAAAGUCAUGGCUGUAAACAACACACAUUUCUUUAUGGAAAUACUUCAGUCAUUUGAUGCUGUCCCUCUGAUCAUAGCGUUCUGUGUUUCCGUGGCUGUGGGCCUGGUCUUGGGCGCUCUGGUCUAUGUGAUCCUCACAUGGUUUUCCCGACGAAGAGCAGGAUCUGCCAGAAUCACGAGCUGCCCCCUUCGCCAGUCCCGUACGUGCCCUAGAAACUACCCAGGCUUCAACCGCAACAGCAGCAGCCACGACCGGCGAAGCAACAACAGCUUGGUCAGCGCCGCUUACACCUUCUACCGCCAGACCUCAAACCCGGAUUCCCUCGACCCGCUGGGGUACAAGUCUAGCUUCAGGGCGUCAACCUUCCAUCCUCUUCUCCACUGUAGCCAAAUUGCCAGGGAGGCGGAAGAGGGAAGUCAGGUGUCGUUGCCCCGCACGCCCACCCUGACAACCACUACUAACUCAGCUCACUCAGCUGCCACUCCACCCAGACCCCACUCUUUUUGGGGGGACAGCGGGGAUUUCCAAGCAACACAGACCCCCCCUCCUGCUUACGAGAGCAUCAUUAAAGCUUAUCAGGAGACUCAUACAUAGGAGGCAAAUGAAAUUAAAUCCAAAGACAAAAACUGCUGAUCAUAGCAAAAAAAAUAAAAAUACUAUUUAAAAAAGAAUGACAAAUGUCACCCAUAUCUUAAGUACCACCAAGAGUAAAGCUUUUUACUAUGCAAAUUGUCACCCGGGCUUUAAUAAACAAUCCAGACUAUAAUGGUAUUUUAAAAACGUUUGAAAAAUAAGCAAAGAAUACUUUUGGACUUUGUGCUGUUAUAAGCUCAGUUCUGUUAA